UCGGUAACGAACAUUCAAGACGUAUACUUGUGGUUGUGUUUCGUUCCUCAUCUGACUGCCUUCACCGAGUUUUUCAUAAAACAAGAAUAUCACCGACCAUGGAAUCAACUUCGUCAUUCUUUGUAAUAAUGCUGAUGGCUUGCUCUUCCGCCUUAGAUACUGUCCUAUGUCCGUUGGACUGUGACUGUUCAGAGGCAAACAGAAUCAAUUGUAGCAACAAAGAGCUAAGAAGCCUUGAUCCUAGCCUCUUCAGCGGGAUUAGUAUUCGAGAUACGACUCACCUCUACUUGGAUGGGAACGGUCUCUUCGGACUCAGCAAAGACCUUUUCGUAUUCCUUGGAAAGCUAAGAAUUCUGCACUUGCAUAAUAACAUUUUGACAUCUAUUCAUACGGAUACGUUUAGUGGACAGAACAACCUCGAGGUACUUACCCUGCAUAAUAACGCCCUAUCUUCACUGCAUCCUUUGUUGUUCUGCAAACUCUUGAACCUGAAACAUUUGACCUUACACCGGAAUCGCAUUCUGACCUUUAGUAACGAAACCUUCGCCCAGUUAAAGAAACUUGAAGUGCUGGAUCUCAGUCUUAAUUAUUUGAAUACCCUUGAUAAUGGAAUAUUAAAUUCUCAGAGCAAACUAAUUGUAUUGAACGUGUCCAGUAACUCACUGUCAACCAUCUCAAAUAAUGUGUUCAAUAAUACGAUCAGUCUGAAGAAUUUAUCUCUAAGUUAUAAUAAUUUAGAAAUAUUAGAAGCAUCAGAGUUCAAUAACAUGAAGGAUCUAGAAUUUCUUUUCUUAAACAAUAAUAAUUUGUCUUCAUUUGGGAAUACAAAUUUUCAGCUGCAAAAUCUGAAGUUAUUAGAUUUGUCUUCAAAUAAUUUGCACAGUUUGGGUAGUGAAGUGUUCACAUCUCUACCGAAGCUUGAAACAUUGUUGCUCCAAAAAAAUGGUCUGGAAACAAUUGAUACUGGAGUGUUUGAGUCACUAGCGAAUCUAAUUUCUUUACAAAUGAAUCAGAAUAGACUUCAAAGUUUGCCUGAUGAUUUAUUCAUGAGAACACAAAAGCUCGUAACCUUAACCAUUAGUAACAAUCCUCUUCAUAGUCUGCAGAGUAACGUCUUCAACAGAUUGACAGAGCUAGAAGAGCUUAGUAUUAGUUCCUGUCAACUAACUGAAUUGAAGCCUAAUAUUUUCGAAAAUCUAAUGAAAUUGAAAUAUUUGGAUCUGGAUAAGAAUGCGUUCACAACACUUGACAAUAAAGUUUUUAAUUCAUUAACUGGGCUUAGGGAAUUAAUCUUGACGAACAAUGAAUUAAAAUCUUUAAGCAGUGGAUUAUUUACAUCUCAAAAGAAUUUAGAUAAACUACUUUUAGGCAAUAAUGCUCUUACAACUAUUGACAUGGCAACUGUGGAACCAUUAAAUAAUUUGAAGGAACUGGAUCUGACAGAUAACCCUCUGAUAUGUGACUGCAAUCUUAAAGAUGCUCUUAUGAUAAUCGUCAGCCGCCAUGUUGAGUACAAUGCUACUUGUGAUACUCCCGAUGUUUCGCGUGGGGAUUCUUGGGAAUUGAUUCUGUCGUUACCAUGCGAAACAACAACGGAAACGACAACGCACCCUACUACCACAGCUACUCCUGCCACUACUACCACAGCUACUCCUGCCACUACCACAACUGCCACCACCACCACCGCUACUACUACUACUACUACCACUACUACUACUACUACUACUGCUACUACCACAACCACCAAGGCAGAAGCAAUGUCCCAAAAUCUAGCAGCAAAUUUAAAUGGAAAGGAAGAUGUGGCUGCUUACUGCAAACCGUGCAUAACUCUAAUACUUCUGCAUCUCAUUUUACUAAUUAUUUGUUAUAUGUGUGAUUGAAAGAAAGGAAAAUUAAAUUAGUUUUAGGUGUGAUGAUGACUGCCAGGGCUGCUGCUUCUGCUUAAAACACGUUUGUUAAGGAAUAUGUGAGUGUACUUUCAUCUGAUUCCAGCAUUCGGUGCUUCAGGUUAGGAAUGGAAUGGAAAAAAAAGCAAUAAAAGAAGGAAAGUGAAUUUAAAGCAGUGAUGAUUUUUACAGUUCUUGACUGUAAUGAAAAUAUACAGAUACAAGAUUUUUAUUGUAUGUUAUAAUAUUGAAGAAUAGCGUCCUCUACGUUUAAUGUGUCUAUUUGCUUGAAAUAUUAAGUGUAAAUUAGGAGAUAAAUAUUGAAAUAACAUGCCAACUUUUCUCUACAAGAUUGCAGGCUCUGCUGCCAGGCCAAGACUGGCAAUUCCUGAUUAAUAUUUGAAGAGAAGUUGCUAAUUUUAUCGUAUCGUCAAAGCCGUAUGCUAACACAAAAUCGUAAAUUGCGCAUCCAGUUAUCAGAAAUUAAAUUUUUGGUGAGCCUCUGAAACAAACAGUACCGAAUACUCAGUAUAUAAUUUUUAAUGAUUAAUUAUUAUGCUGAAAGUCACCCAUUAUUCUGUUUGUCUAGCAAGAUAAUGUAAAACAGAAUCAUUAUUGUCUCAGAGGCCUAUCAGAAAUAAUAUUCACAAAUAUUUACAUUUGGUGUCUCGGUAAAUGUAACUAAGUGGUACAGAAAUAAAAGAAAAUAUGUUACAGGUAUCUAAACGGAAUUUUCUUUUAAAAUUCCAGUCCUAAUAUCAAAGAAACAUUCUGCUGCUUGCACAAGAGAGUGCUGUAUCAUUCAGAGUUUAAAUAUAAAUCCUUAUCAAAAUUAUAAUACAAUCAGAUUCUAGAGGGUUCUGACGAUUGUAUAAAACAGGCAUGUUCAACGCGUCGAUCGAGGGAUGAUUUUUGGUCGAUCUCAUAGGUCCAUAAGGAAAUUAUACGUGAAA
Molecule: messenger RNA, 2839 nt
Organism: Cryptotermes secundus
Lineage: Eukaryota; Metazoa; Arthropoda; Insecta; Blattodea; Kalotermitidae
Product: leucine-rich repeat-containing protein 15
Exons: 2
Coding region: 99-1880 (593 amino acids)
Cellular component (GO): extracellular matrix
Molecular function (GO): protein binding
Source: RefSeq, a predicted model, not a curated record